This is a messenger RNA of Guillardia theta CCMP2712, 2136 nucleotides long. RefSeq lists its product as hypothetical. The record is from RefSeq and is a predicted model, not a curated record. Lineage: Eukaryota; Cryptophyceae; Pyrenomonadales; Geminigeraceae. Bases 1 to 2136 code for a protein of 711 amino acids. The transcript has 2 exons.
AUGGCAGAGCAGGUCGGCAAGGCUGACAAGGAGCCGCUUGCUGAGGUCAAGAUGCGCAGCCCGCAGAGAGAAGCAAGAGGGAGAGGAGCGAGGGCUAUGGGCAGGGCUGUAGGCUUGAUAGGCUUGAGCUCCAUCAUCAUCUCGAGCGCGGUGGGAGCGUCAUUUCCAUGUCCUGGGCGAUGUGCUGACUACAAUCUGAGGAUGGCUUUGGGGGGAAGCUGCUUGCGCAUACGAGGAGGGGAUGCUAGGGAGGGAGGACGAGGUAAUAUCUCGAGUGGAGUCAAGGAAAGAAACAAAGGGGCGAGCAAGAGGCGGCGGGUGUGCUACUCUGGAAUGAAUGUGAGUAGGAAGUCUGCCGAGACUGAGGUAGAAGGAGAGAUCGAGCUUGUGGAAGCAGAUAUCAAGGGGGUAGAAGCGAAGAUGAAGCUUGUGGAAAAAAACAUCCAGGAUGUACUGCAUGAGAUCAGAUAUGAACAGGAUCCCACGAUGAAGACCGCCCUUGUCAGGAGACUCGAGCAACUUGGAGAAGACAAGAAGCAGCUUGGAGAAGAAAAGAAGCAGCUUGGAGAAAAAGAACUUAUCCUUUUGAGACAGAGCACCGGACCCCAUGUGCCACCGAUUGCUUGGAACGAGUCAGAUGCAAGACUGGAUCGGAUGGGCUUUUGCAACGACGACAAGUACUUUCGUCUCGAUGCAUCCUACCUACAAAGAGACGGAGAGCUCCUUCUCUACUGCCGGGAAGCUUUCAAGAGUCAGCUCUGCUUCUUGAGGGAGAAGGUGGUGGAGCAGCGAGCUUUUGGCUGGAUCAAAGGCCCGCCGGGAACGGGGAAGACGACGACGACGCUAGCCUUCUGCUUGUCUCUUGACAUGAGGGAAUGGAGCGUAACGCUCAUCAGGCUGCAUAUAUCCAACGACGUUGAUUGCAUCCGAAUCGUCGGUGGUAGGAGGAGAUGGUGCAGGAUUCCCAAGCGCUCCUCAUGGGAAGGGAUCAACAGAAUGCUGGAAGAAUGGCAGGACUACAAGAAGGGUUUGGUGGUCCUGGACGGGUUCUUGAGGCAUGAGUCACACCACGUAGACUUUUUGGACGCAUGUAGGAAAUGGCUGCUAGCUGAUCGAGAGAAUCGACGGGUUGUAGUAGCGACAUCGAUGUCUUCUCGAGGAAAGUCACGACUAGAAGAUGACAAUCGGGUGAAUCUCCAACAACACACCGUUGUAUCUUGGACGGAGAGAGAGUACCUGGAAGCAGUGGAGUGGGACGUUUUCUAUCAGCGUGUAGCAUGCAUGCUGGAGGAGGAUGAAAGUGCGGCGAGCAUGGGCUUGAAGACAUGGAAGAGGAACAGGUCUAGACGAGAGAAGAUCAAGCUGAAAUACUACCUGGCAGGCGGCUCAUGUCGGUACAUGUUCGAGACGCCCGCAUCAUUGGUGAAAGAGAGGCUGGAUGAAGCUUUGAGUUUCUGUUCAAACCUAGAAGUCGUCUUCAGUGGCAUCGUGGGCGACUCAUCACCGCAGGCGGUAAACCACUUGAUUGCGUGCUUCAAGUACAACGGGGAAUUGAACUGGAUGCCUGUGAGCAAGUAUGUCGCGACGAAGCUUGCAGAAGCGGCAGAACUAGACACGCUGAAGAGGCUGUUCUCAAGGUACGGGGCAAGCAAUCCGACUACAAGGGGCCAUCUUUUCGAGCUUUUCUUUUUCAAGAAGAUCAAGUGCGGGCUGAGCCUGAGGUAUCGGGGAUCUCAAGAGCUCACGCAAUGGGAGGGAUGUCCAGUCAUCACCUUUGAUGCAAAGGGAGGCAUGCAAACGCUUCCUGCAGAGAGAACUUGCUUGAAGCCCGUCAACCCCCUUCAAGGAGGCUACGACGCUAUCAUAGUAGAGCCUCGCGGGAAGUUAGUAGAGUUUGUGCAGGUGACAGAGGCAGACGUCCACUCUUUCAAGCUGGCUUUCUUCGCAGAGGCUCUCACGGGGCUAGGCAUCCCAGCAGCUGGAUGGAAGGUGAGGGUGGUGUUCAUGGUGCCGCGAGACAGGCUCGAGAGCUUUCGGAUAGGCAAAAUCAAGGGCUGCGGUGCGCUGGAGAAGUACGGAUGGAAGGGAGGGCAGGAAGGGAGGCAGGCAGAGGUAGCGGGUAUGGAUAUCGCGUGA